UUUGGAAAUAAAAUUUACUCGAUUUCUGGUGUAAAGGAUUAUUUUACAAAUUUCUCAUUUCAAUUUUAUCGAGUAAAACAUCAAAUUUAAAUGAAAUAAUGCUUUCCUUACAAAGUAAACAAAAAUGUGUUUGGAUAAAGGGCAAGGCGUCACCCCGCGGUUUCCUCCUUUCUCGUGAACGCCGCGGUUCGCGGCGGUUGUUGGCGUUACUGGGGGUUCGUGGCCAGUGGAUCUUCACUUCACGAAUACUUCUUUCGUAAGCCAUGUCUUACUACCGCGGCGGUAGCGGUGGCUCCGGCGGCGGCGGCGGCAGCCGCAGCUGCUACCGGUGCGGCGAGGAGGGCCACAUCUCCCGUGACUGCCCCAGCGGCGGUGGCGGCGGCGGCGGCUUCGGCGGCGGCGGCAGCCGCGCCUGCUACUCGUGCGGCGAGGAGGGCCACAUUUCCCGCGACUGCCCGCGCGGAGGAGGAGGCGGACGUGGCGGCGGUGGCGCGUGCUACCGCUGCGGCCAGGAGGGCCACUUCUCGCGCGAGUGCACGAGCGGAGGCGGCGGCGGCGGUUACGGCGGUGGCAGCCGCGCCUGCUACCGGUGCGGCGAGGAGGGCCACAUUUCCCGCGACUGCCCCAGCGGCGGUGGCGGCGGCGGCGGCAGCCGGGCCUGUUACUCGUGCGGUCAGGAAGGUCACAUCUCUCGGGACUGCCCGCGGGGAAGCUGAGCUGUGGGUCCCGAUGUGAGGGUGGGUUCCGAUGGCCGUGCACUGGAGGAAACUGACGUAAAAUGUUCCAUGGUGUCAUGUGGUGAAGAUCAAGCAAAUACAGGACGCUGGUGAAGAGCUGUGGUUUUUAUACGAUUGGUGUUUGAUGAGGCCCCGAAGCGUAUCUGCGGGCUGGAUGUGUAGAUUCUAGAACAUUCAAGCGUUUCACUCGUUGAUUCUGUGUGUCGAGUAUCAGGGGACUCCCCAUCCGGGUCGCACUGGAGGCGGGAGGGACGCAGGUGGCGACAGGCGUCUGUGAAUCACUCCAGAGGGCUCUGCUGUGCGGCGAGCAAUCGGGCAUUCCUAGGAACAGCACAUGAAAUGCGCAGUGCUUCUGGGUCGGAGUCGUCGCAAGGAACUACGAAUUGCAGUUAUAAGUCGACGAAGCUGUCGUGACUCCGAGCCCUGAAUGUCUAUUAGAAACUUGGUCACUUGUCCAUUUGGUCCAGAAUUAGCACGUAUCUUUUUGAAAUAAAUUGCGCUUCCGCUGAA
Molecule: messenger RNA, 1247 nt
Organism: Amphibalanus amphitrite
Lineage: Eukaryota; Metazoa; Arthropoda; Thecostraca; Balanomorpha; Balanidae
Product: cold shock domain-containing protein 3-like
Exons: 2
Coding region: 264-716 (150 amino acids)
Molecular function (GO): nucleic acid binding; zinc ion binding
Source: RefSeq, a predicted model, not a curated record